CUGCUUUCGUAAUUCAAAUCGAAACAUUCUCUUGAACAUGUAUUCUAAUAAGUACGUUCGGGAAUUUUUCGUUAUAGUUCUCAUGAUUGAAUCGACGGUGUGUGACAUAAAUGAACCGCGAUGUUACAGCCGAUUUGACUACGAGGAAAAAAUGUUGGAGAAAAUGGUGAGAACUGAGAUAAAAAUUCAGGAGCUUCUGACCAAACUAGAAGUGCUGGAAAAGAGACUAACACAUGUUGAAACUGAGGUGGAUAACACGGUAAAGGAAAUACAAGGUCUAGAAAAGAAACACGAAACCGAAAAAGAAGAGACAGCGAAAGAGGUACAAGAUCUUGAAAAGGCAUAUGAUAGUUUACAAACUGAGUUAGAAAAGUUUGAAAACACGACGAAAUCCAAGUUCGACGGACAAGAGAAAUCGCUUGAGGUACACGAUCAACGUUUGGACGCUAUCUUCAGGAAUAUUACAGAGAGUAUGCAUCAAUCUCCUGUUGCCUUCUUUGCCACCCUGUCGACCAGUUUUACAACAUCCACCUUCUCUCAGACGGUCGUAUUUGAAAAAGUUGUCACGGACGUGGGCGGGGGUUACAACCCGGGGACAGGUGUGUUCACCGCCCCGGUUGACGGUCUAUACGUGUUCUCAACUUCUGUCAUGGUUGACCUGUCCACGUCAACGACCGAUGCUAAAAUCAGAAUAAACAAGAACGGCAGUAAAGUAGUGUACCUCUAUUUCAACGACAGUGACGGUAACUUCGAGACAGUCUCAGGCACUGUCAUUCUUUCGAUGCAGGUCGGGGAUAUCGUAAAUGUGGAUUGCGAUAAUUCUGAACGAAGCAUCUUGGGUGCUCAAUAUACGUUCUUUUCUGGUUUUAGAUUGUGAUCAGCGAGUGAAUGAGAACAGGACAAUUAAUGAAAUGAGCUCGCCAUAUUAUUUUCGAUAUAUAUUCAAUUAGUUCAAUUCAAAAAUCCCAACUAGUUCGUAACUUGAAACGAGACUAGCUGAGUCGAUGUCUUAUUGUCUUAUAUGAAAUACAAAUGGAAAAGAGAACUACCAACCAGCCUAUUCUCCUCUCUUUCUCAGUUCUCCGUACCCUACCCCCUUCUUAGAAAGGAGAAAAAGGACAGUAUCACAUAAUAAUGGCCUGUGAAAACGGACAUUUUGCGAAAGAAAUAUGGCCACUAUCACUAUCUUAGAAAAAAACACUUUUGCCGAAGACAUGUGGACACCGUAGCAACUGUAUAUUAGCAUAUGUUCAGAGGUUAGGCGUUUAAUCGAUUGCAAAAAGUGACAACCAACAACCGAAAAGUCAAGUUACUUACCGGGCAUGUGACGACUUGACUUACAGCAAUGUGCAAGAGGACACCUUCCGAAGACCUUGUUGUGCCAACGUUU
This is a messenger RNA of Mya arenaria, 1390 nucleotides long. RefSeq lists its product as uncharacterized. The coding region runs from base 38 to 877 and encodes 279 amino acids. Gene Ontology annotation, molecular function: protein binding. The record is from RefSeq and is a predicted model, not a curated record. NCBI's taxonomy places the organism in Eukaryota, Metazoa, Mollusca, Bivalvia, Myida, Myidae. The transcript is spliced from 2 exons.